Molecule: messenger RNA, 1182 nt
Organism: Chaetomium strumarium
Lineage: Eukaryota; Fungi; Ascomycota; Sordariomycetes; Sordariales; Chaetomiaceae
Exons: 2
Coding region: 160-834 (224 amino acids)
Source: RefSeq, a predicted model, not a curated record
UGAGACGUCAAUGGAAAUAUCGACGCGGAGACGAAACGGCGGUGCGCGGCUAUAUAUGAAACCUACCGCAAUAAGGAAAAUUUGGACCGUUCUCAGUCCGCCAAGAUAAUAUAGUAUAGGCGUGGAAAUAGCUACGAUGCUAGGACCCCGGUCGAGUUCAUGGGCCUUUUCGACACCGUGGGCAGUCUUAGAAUUCCCGAGGGUAUUGCCUGGCUAGAAACCUUCUAUAACAAGAAGGUCUCCAGCAUUGUCAACAACAUAUAUCACGCUAUAUCUAUUCAUGACAGGCUUUGUGCAUUUGCACACACUCCAGCGCAUCGAGAUCCCAGGCAUGGAACUAGAUUUCCAACUUAUGAGAAAUGGCUUCCGGGAGCGCAUUACGACCUAGCACGGCAAAAGUUCAGGUUCUUUCGAUACGACAACCUACGUUCUCGGGUUCUCAACUAUUUUGCCGGAACGGUCGAGCCCAACGACGUGCUUUCUGACUUGGCACUGAGGUGGAUGUUAGAAAGCAUUCGGGAUAAAGACCCGGGGCGGAUGGUGAUCCGAGAUAUCGACCAACACAUUUACGAUGUCAACGACAGACUUCGUCAGCAAGGCCAGAAUGUUGGCAGUGGCGACGUAUACGAGGACUUGUUCAGAUAUCUUCCUUUCGGCAACUUUUAUAACCUUAGCAUCAAAGAUGCUAGGCAUUUUUCGGCGCUCUUCUCCACGAGAAUUAGGAAAUGCUAUGACAAGCUCUCUUGGAAUUGCAUCACUUUGGUGUCGGGAUAUGCUUAUUCCUCACGGUGCAGAUGCCUACAACUAUCGGGCUGCAGAUCCUGCUCUGGGUGAUUUGACGAUCGAAAACCAGGCAUGUUUGAGCGAUGAUCGGUAUCCGUCGAGGUCAUACGACAAGUUUCGAGACUCUCAGUGAGAUUCGGGGAUGGUCAGGCGUCGAAAAGGAUCUUGGUAGCUUUAUCAAGGUACGGCGCACAGCGGUGGUUAGAAGAUGUGCACCCCCGAACAACACAUCUCUGUUCGAGGGCGGCGUCUGAAGGUCCACGCCGAGCUACCGGACCAGUACCCAUAAAGUCACCCAAGUAGCUCUGACUUUGUAAGGCCAACCAGAUGGACCACGAUAACAACAACUACUGAAAAGUAGGGGCAGAGGCUAUAAGCUGCAUACUCUGGAAGGACCGG